Molecule: messenger RNA, 474 nt
Organism: Penicillium malachiteum
Lineage: Eukaryota; Fungi; Ascomycota; Eurotiomycetes; Eurotiales; Aspergillaceae
Product: E2 SUMO-conjugating protein UBC9
Exons: 4
Coding region: 1-474 (157 amino acids)
Biological process (GO): protein sumoylation
Cellular component (GO): nucleus
Molecular function (GO): SUMO conjugating enzyme activity
Source: RefSeq, a predicted model, not a curated record
AUGUCUCUCUGCCUCAAUCGCCUCCAGGAGGAACGGAAGCAGUGGCGUCGUGAUCACCCCUUUGGCUUCGUUGCGAAGCCCCAUCGCACAACACAAGGAACGUUGGAUUUGAAGCACUGGGAGUGCGCAGUUCCGGGCAAGAAAGAGACUCUCUGGGAGGGUGGAGUUUUUAAACUGGAUGUUCUCUUUCCUGAUGAAUACCCUACCAAGCCGCCCAAGUGCAAAUUCACUCCUCCACUUUUCCACCCUAACGUCUAUCCCUCGGGCACAGUUUGCCUUUCCAUCUUGAAUGAGGAAGAAGCCUGGCGCCCAGCUAUUACGAUUCGCCAAAUUCUGCUCGGGAUUCAGGAUCUGCUGAAUGAGCCCAACCCAGAGUCCCCCGCUCAGGCAGAUGCAUACAACUUAUUCAAGAAGGACCGCGCUGCCUAUGAACGACGAGUUCGUCAGGUAGUGAAGGAAAACCCUCCAAUGUAA